Mesorhabditis belari is the source of this 3525-nucleotide messenger RNA. Lineage: Eukaryota; Metazoa; Nematoda; Chromadorea; Rhabditida; Rhabditidae. The record is from the annotation of a GenBank genome assembly.
AUGCUCGCCACCGAAAAGACUCGUCCAUUCAUCUAUUUGAUCUCAAUUUUUGGGACGUUUAUUUGCCUGCUUGGCAUCGUGUACUACAAUUUCCCAAAACUUGAUGAGGAGGAUCGGGAGCAUUUCAAAUACCCGCGAAAUCUGGAUGAUGCAAAACAAUUGGGGAGGGUUCUAAGCCACUACAAAGAUCAACAUUAUUAUUUAGUGAUGUGCGGAAUCGUGGUUGUCUACGUAAUGCUGCAAUCAUUUGCAAUUCCUGGAUCAAUUUUUCUCUCGAUUCUCUCCGGAUACCUCUUCCCGUUCUUUAUCGCGCUCAUAUUGGUCUGCUCAUGUUCAGCGAUUGGAGCAACUGUUUGUUACCUGUUAUCAUUCUUACUGGGACGGCGAUUGGUGCUUCACUACUUUCCCGAUCGUGUGGUAUCUUGGCAGUUGGAAAUCGAAAAGCAUAAAGAACAUCUCUUCAACUACAUCGUUUUCCUGCGUGUCACUCCUCUUCUACCCAAUUGGUUCAUCAACAUCGCAAGUCCAGUCUUGAACGUCCCAGCAACGCCAUUCUUUUGGGGAACUUUUCUUGGCGUUGCACCGCCAUCCUUUCUCUUCAUCCAAGCAGGCGCCACUUUGGAAACAAUGACACACACAAAUGUUGCAUGGUAUGAGCAUAAGAUAAUGGUAGCUGUUGUCUAUCUGAAGAGCUCUCGGCUUGUCCCACUUCUACAUCGACUUGCUAUUGGGCAAAAUCAGAGGAGGUUGUGUGCUCCUCUUUCUACAUACCACGUCAGCAGAGAGCGAAAUGGACAAAAGAAAUUACUCGUGUCUCGUCGUCAUACUGUUGUGAGUCUUCAGCAAGAACGAAGAUUUGUCGGAAUUGUGGCUACUGUUGCUAGAAGUGUGUUACGAUUAAGAUGGUUUAUCGCAACAGGAGCUAUUGGUGGGAGUCUAGCCGCUCGAAAUUGGUAUGAAGAUUGGAAGUCGAAAUUGCCCGAUUUUUCUAUGCCAGAAUGGGUGAAAUUUGAGGAAUCUGGUGCCUUUAAUGAGUUAUCCGAAAAGCUAGCCUCUCUUCGAGCCGGAUUUGGCGAUGCUCGAGCUGAAGGAAAGGAAAAAUGGGCUGGGUGGAUGCAAAAACUUGAACAGCGACGAAACGGACAACAAGAAAGCAAUAGUUCUGGCAAUGAAGGAUCUGGUGCUAAAGAAGCUGUUGGGCUGGCAGCGCUUUUUACUGCAUUUGGUGGCGAUAAUGAAAAGAAAGAUGAAACAGUGACUUCAGAAGAACGGCUACAAAAACUUCAAGAGGAAAUGCUACGGACGCAGAGUCAAUAUCAACACGAACUUGAAAGGUUGGAGAAAGAAAAUAAGGUACUAAAACAACGCCUUCUUUUGACAGAUCAGGGAGCUGCGCGCCGUUUGAAACGACUGAAGAGAUCUCUAAUUGAUAUGUAUUCGGAAGUGCUCGAUUUACUCAAUGAAUAUGAUUCUUCUUACAAUACAGCUGACAACUUACCUCGUGUUGUCGUUGUUGGUGACCAAAGUGCUGGCAAAACUUCUGUACUUGAGAUGGUGGCACAAGCGCGUAUUUUUCCUAGAGGUUCUGGUGAAAUGAUGACACGAGCUCCGGUUAAGGUUACGCUCAGUGAAGGUCCCUAUCAUGUGGCUUCAUUCAAAGAUUCCACAAGAGAGUUCGACCUCACAAAAGAAGCCGAUUUACGCCAGUUAAGAAGUGAAAUUGAGAUCCGAAUGCGAAACUCGGUGAAAGGCGGCAAAACUGUGAGCCAUGAAGUCAUUGCUCUUACUGUGAAAGGUCCAAACUUACCUCGAAUGGUGCUUGUCGAUUUGCCGGGAGUAAUCUCUACUGUCACUGCUGAUAUGGCCCGGGAAACAAAGGAUGACAUUAUUCGAAUGAGCCGACAACACAUGGAAAAUCCGAACGCAAUUAUUCUCUGCAUUCAAGACGGUUCCGUGGAUGCCGAGCGUAGUAAUGUUACCGACCUUGUAAGCAGCAUCGAUCCAUCUGGACAACGAACAAUCCUGGUUUUGACAAAGGUUGAUUUGGCCGAACAGAAUCUGACAAAUCCCGAAAGAAUUCGACGUAUUCUGGAGGGAAACCUUUUCAAUAUGAAAGCGUUGGGAUACUUCGGCGUUGUGACUGGACGUGGAAACUCGAACGAAAGCAUAGAAGAAAUCCGAAAAUAUGAGGAAGAAUUCUUCUCGAAAAGCAAACUUUUGAAAGAUGGCGUUUUGAAACAUUCACAAAUGACAACUCGAAACAUGUCGUUUGCUGUUUCCGAAUGCUUCUGGAGAAUGGUUCGGGAUUCUAUAGAAAGCCAAUGUGAUGCUUUUAGAGCUACGCGAUUCAAUCUAGAAACAGAAUGGAAAAAUAAUUUUCCACGAUUGCGCCAGCUUGACCGGGACGAGCUAUUUGAUAAGGCACGUGGCGAGAUUCUUGAUGAAAUCGUGAAUCUUUCAUUGGUUGGAGCAGAAGAAUGGGAGCGUAUGCUACAAAAACGACUAUGGGCUUCAGUUGCUGGUCAUGUGUUCGAUCAAAUUUUGAUGCCAACAAGCUCGAUCGACAACGCUGGAUCGUUUAACACACAAGUCGACAUUAAACUGAAGCACUUUGCGGACAAGGAUCUUGCACUGAAAAGCGUUGAUGCUGGCUGGGACACUUUGCGUGAAGUCUUUCGUCGCCAAAUUGAGAAUGACAAUAGAGCAAGAAGAGAUCAUGGGUCGCUGUUUGACUCUUUGAAAAAGGCAGUCGUGGAUGCGGCCUGUGAAGAGCACCAUUGGGACGAAAAAGCCAUGGACUAUUUGAGAGUGAUUCAACAGAGCGCCAUUGAAGAUCGAGCUGUCCAUGAUAAAAGAGCUUGGGAUAAAGCAUGUUCUUUUAUGCGCAAAAAGGCUGAAGAUCGGCUAGCGGAAGUGACGGGUCAACUUGGAAACGAUCGUGGACCCGGUAUUUGGGGCAAGUGGAUUCGUUGGCAGUCUUCUACCGCGGAAAAUCACUUUUGUUCUGCGAUCCAAGAUGAAAUUAAAAGCAUUCUUUCGCAUGAGCCAGACCAUAGGCAAGCUCUCACCGAAGAAGAUUUACUGGUCAUUAAAAGGAACAUCGAAACAAAGGGCUUUAUUGAGGUUCCAACAGAUUUAAUUCGAAAACAGUGGAAGCUUAUGUUCAAAAAACAUUUCUUGGAAAAAACGGUUCAGUCAGCUCGUGAUUGCACUUCUCUUUAUCAACACUAUAGGCAAGGAUUAAAUGACCAAGAUCUCGAUUGUCAGGCAGUGGUGCUGUUUUAUAGAAUUGAGAAGAUGAUCAGUUUGACAUGCAAUGCACUACGGCAGCAAAUUACAAACACUGAACAAAGGCGGCUUGAAAAGGAGAUCAAGGAUGUCCUUGACACAUGGUCAUCGGAACCUGAUGUUAAGAAGCAACUUUUAACAGGCCGAUUGGUUGAGCUUGCCGAAGAAUUAAAACAAGUACGCCAUAUACAAGAACGCCUUGAAGAAUUUAUGACCUCUUUGCAACGGGAGAAGCAU